Molecule: messenger RNA, 1626 nt
Organism: Contarinia nasturtii (swede midge)
Lineage: Eukaryota; Metazoa; Arthropoda; Insecta; Diptera; Cecidomyiidae
Gene: TrpRS
Product: tryptophan--tRNA ligase, cytoplasmic
Exons: 5
Coding region: 150-1382 (410 amino acids)
Biological process (GO): tryptophanyl-tRNA aminoacylation
Cellular component (GO): cytoplasm
Molecular function (GO): tryptophan-tRNA ligase activity; ATP binding
Source: RefSeq, a predicted model, not a curated record
UGUCAAAUGUGCUGUCGUUCAUAAAAAACGUGUGUGAACACAAAGCGCUUAGUAAACGUAUACGACAUAUUCACAAAGCCACACACGCCGUCUGUUCAUAUUUGUUUUGACUGAAAUAGUUUAUACAUUAAAAGUAUUGGAACAAAAAAAUGGGUGAUAGCGUUGAUAACAAUACAGCAGCAGAAACAGCAAUUGAUGCACUCAAACUGGAGGAGAGUGAUGAUUUUGUUGAUCCAUGGAGUGUACAAAGUCAAUCAGAUACCGGCAUUGAUUACGACAAAUUGAUACAGCGUUUUGGUAGUUCAAAAGUUGAUGACGCAAUCAUUGAACGAUUCGAACAAGUCAUCGGUAAGCCCGUGCAUCACUUUAUUCGUCGCGGUAUAUUCUUUUCACACCGUGAUUUGCACACAAUAUUGCGGCUGAAAGAAGAAGGAAAACCAUUUUAUUUGUACACUGGCCGCGGACCGUCGUCAGAAUCAUUGCAUUUAGGACAUCUCAUCCCCUUUAUUUUUACAAAAUGGUUACAAGAAACACUGAAUGUGCCUCUUGUCAUUCAAUUAACCGAUGACGAGAAAACACUAUGGAAAGACUUGAAAGUUGAACAAUCAAUGAAAUUAGCGAGAGAAAAUGCUAAAGAUAUUAUUGCAAUGGGUUUUGAUGUCAAUAAAACAUUCAUCUUUUCGGAUUUGGAUUUUGUUGGAAAGUGUCCGGCCUUUUACCAAAAUAUGAUUCGAAUUCAAAAAUGUGUAACAUUCAAUCAAGUGAAAGGUAUUUUUGGUUUUGGUGAUUCGGACCCGAUUGGUAAAAUCGCAUUUCCAGCGGUGCAGGCAACACCAUCGUUUUCAUCGACAUUUCCGUUCAUUUUUGGUGAUAAAAAGGUGCACUGUUUAAUUCCAUGUGCAAUCGAUCAAGAUCCAUAUUUUCGUAUGACAAGAGAUGUGGCACCGCGUCUUGGCUUCCCCAAACCGGCACUCAUACACUCCACAUUCUUUCCGGCACUGCAAGGCGCCAAAACGAAAAUGUCCGCCAGUGACACCAAUUCGGCCGUCUUUUUAACAGAUACUCCAAAACAAAUAAAAACCAAGAUCAAUAAGCAUGCAUUCUCUGGUGGUCAACAAACUGUUGAGGAGCAUCGUGCCAAAGGUGGAAACACAAAUGUUGAUGUAUCAUUUCAAUUAUUACGUUUCUUCCUGCCCGAUGACGAUGAAUUGGAACGAAUUCGCGUUUCAUAUACAAAUGGCACAAUGCUUAGUGGCGAACUCAAAGCAAAAGCAAUAGAAACACUACAACCCAUUGUGGCCGAACAUCAAACAAAUCGAAAAUUGGUCACCGACGAUGUACUCGAUCAAUUCAUGGCGAUCAGACAACUUAAAUUCGAUUAGCAAAAUAGUUUUUUUUAUAAAUAUUGUAUUUAUUUAUAUAUAUUUUGUUCACUAGUUCUUCUUUCUUAAAAACAAAAGAAAUGAAGAAAAUGAAAUGCAUUGUCACAAAAUGCAGCACUGGCCUCAUUAAUAUACAUCGCAUUUUGACUAUUGCUUCGGUUAAAUGGUUUAAAACAAACAAAUAUGAUUAACGUAAACAUGAAUAAUAAAAUUGUGUGUUAAACUAAACUGAACUACGUACGGU